Loxodonta africana (African savanna elephant) is the source of this 5981-nucleotide messenger RNA. RefSeq names its product solute carrier family 2 member 13 (gene SLC2A13). The record is from RefSeq and is a predicted model, not a curated record. NCBI's taxonomy places the organism in Eukaryota, Metazoa, Chordata, Mammalia, Proboscidea, Elephantidae. The transcript has 10 exons. The coding region runs from base 235 to 2181 and encodes 648 amino acids. Gene Ontology annotation, cellular component: apical plasma membrane. Gene Ontology annotation, molecular function: myo-inositol:proton symporter activity. Gene Ontology annotation, biological process: myo-inositol transport; transmembrane transport.
AGUCUCGAGUGAGACCGGCCAGGCUCCAACUCGGCAGCGCCGGGUCUCGACUGGCAGCAACUUUCUCCCCGGAGUCGCCGCGGCGGCGGCUGCUGCCGUGGCAGCCGGAGCCGAGAGGAAGAAGGCGUCGGCGGCGGCAGCUGCGGCUGCUCCUCCCGUCUCGGGCUGUGCAGCCCGCUGAGAUAACCGGCCCGCGGAGCCACGUCCCCCCGGGAAGCCCCGGGCCCCUGCCCUAUGUCCCGCAAGGCGAGCGAGAAUGUGGAGUACACGCUGCGGAGCCUGAGCAGCCUCAUGGGCGAGCGGCGCAGGAAGCAGCAGGAGCCGGACGCGGCGAGCACGGCCGGGGAGCGCAGCCUCCUGGCGGCCGCCGAGUCGAGCACCAGCCUGCACAGCGGCGCGGGCACGGGCGGCAGCGUCGGGGACCUGGAGCGCGCUGCACGGCGGCAGUUCCAGCAGGACGAGACCCCCGCCUUCGUGUACGUGGUGGCCGUCUUCUCCGCGCUGGGCGGCUUCCUGUUCGGCUAUGACACCGGGGUGGUGUCGGGGGCCAUGCUGCUGCUCAAGCGGCAGCUCAGCCUGGACGCGCUGUGGCAGGAGCUGCUCGUGUCCAGCACGGUGGGGGCGGCCGCCGUCUCGGCGCUGGCCGGCGGGGUCCUCAACGGCGUCUUCGGCCGCCGUGCCGCCAUCCUCCUGGCCAGUGCCCUCUUCACCGCCGGCUCCGCGGUCUUGGCCGCGGCGAGCAACAAGGAGACGCUGCUGGCCGGCCGCCUGGUCGUGGGACUCGGCAUCGGCAUUGCUUCUAUGACAGUGCCAGUGUACAUUGCCGAGGUCUCACCACCCAAUUUAAGAGGCAGAUUAGUCACCAUUAAUACCCUCUUCAUCACCGGAGGGCAAUUCUUUGCGAGCGUUGUUGAUGGAGGCUUCAGUUAUCUGCAAAAGGAUGGAUGGAGGUACAUGUUGGGACUUGCAGCAAUUCCAGCAGUUAUACAGUUUUUUGGCUUUCUUUUUUUACCUGAAAGCCCUCGCUGGCUUAUUCAGAAAGGACAGACCCAGAAAGCCCGCAGGAUUUUAUCUCAGAUGCGUGGUAACCAGACCAUUGAUGAGGAAUAUGAUAGCAUCAAAAACAACAUUGAAGAAGAGGAAAAAGAGGUUGGCUCAGCGGGACCUGUGAUCUGCAGAAUGCUGAGUUACCCCCCAACUCGCCGAGCUUUAAUUGUGGGUUGUGGCCUCCAAAUGUUCCAACAACUAUCAGGCAUUAACACCAUCAUGUACUACAGUGCAACUAUCCUGCAGAUGUCUGGUGUUGAAGAUGAUAGACUUGCAAUAUGGCUGGCUUCUGUUACAGCCUUCACAAAUUUCAUUUUCACCCUUGUGGGAGUCUGGCUUGUUGAGAGAGUAGGCCGCAGAAUGCUUACCCUUGGUAGUUUAGCAGGUACUACCGUUGCACUCAUUAUUCUUGCUUUGGGAUUUCUGCUGUCAGCCCAAGUUUCUCCACUCAUCACUUUUAAACCAGUUUCUCCUUCAGGUCAAAACACUACUUGCACGAGAUACAGUUACUGUAACGAAUGUAUGUUGGAUCCUAACUGCGGUUUCUGCUACAAGAUGAACAGUUCGGCUGUCAUGGACUCCUCCUGUGUUCCAGUUAAUAAAGCAUCAACAAAUGAGGCAGCCUGGGGCAGGUGUGCAAAUGAAACCAAGUUCAAAACGGAAGAAGUAUUUUGGGCUUACAAUUUCUGUCCUACUCCGUACUCCUGGACUGCACUUCUGGGCCUUAUUUUAUAUCUUGUUUUCUUCGCACCUGGAAUGGGACCCAUGCCUUGGACUGUGAAUUCUGAAAUAUAUCCCCUUUGGGCAAGAAGUACAGGAAAUGCAUGUUCCUCUGGAAUAAAUUGGAUUUUCAAUGUUCUGGUUUCACUUACAUUUUUACACACAGCAGAGUAUCUUACAUACUAUGGAGCCUUCUUCCUCUAUGCUGGACUUGCUGCUGUUGGACUAUUUUUCAUCUAUGGCUGCCUUCCUGAGACCAAAGGGAAAAAACUAGAAGAAAUUGAAUCACUCUUUGACAACAGGCUAUGUACAUGUGGCACAUCAGAUUCUGACGAAGGGAGAUAUAUAGAAUAUAUUCGGGUAAAAGGAAGUAACUAUCAUCUUUCUGACAAUGAUGCUUCUGAUGUAGAAUAGUGUUCAGCUGCUGGUAUUCAGUUAUUUAAACAAACUUGGGGGAAGAGCAGCAAUCGGUGACCUCACUGCCCUGCUUCUAAUCUGGUUCUUUCCACAGUCUAGUUUUGAAUGACUUCGUAUUCUAGAAUACUUGAUUAGUAAGAGGAUACAAUCAUGAUGACGUGUUUUUUUCACAAGCGGAAAUGUAAAAAAUAUUUAUAGAGAUUUUAAUCUAAUAACUCUUCGACAAUUGUGUGUAAUUUCUUCCUGAGAUAGUCUAAAAUGAAUAUUGUACCCAGUGACUUCAGCGGUAUCCUUUUCAUCUAAGACCAUAUGAUAAUUCUUAGUGGCAAUAGAGUCAGUACUAAACUAGCCAAAUUAGGUAUGUAUGACAUACUGAAAGAAGGAUUCUUGGUUAUGGUCCAAGGGUGUUUUAUGUCAAAACAUGGCCUACUGACCCUAAAUUUUCCUAAGGAGAAGUAGCCUAUCUGUGAACAGCUGUAAAAAAUAAAUUCCAUUUACGUUUUUGUCAACACAUUUAAAAACACCUUCUAUAAGGAUACAGCUGUCCGUAUCUCCUUUGGAUUCCACAUUUUGGCUUCUUUCUGCAGAUCAGACAUUGAGAGUUCAGAGACUGAUUCUGCACAUGGUCUUUUGAACUUUGUCAUAAGCAGGUCUUUUGGGGUCAUUUUCAUACUUCUGUUUGCAUCAAUGGUAAGUGCUAGCAAGUUUUGAUAAGUAUAUUUUAUUGCCAGAAAGUGAGAAACAAAAGGUUUUUACGCGUCCCUGAUUGAUACUUAGGUACACAGUUGUAAACAGAUUUUCAUCUGUAUUUCAGGGCCAGUUUUUGUUCACACCGUAAUCACUAUGCCUUCUUGCUCAUUGACACCGAAGUCCUACUCUUUGUGCCUUCGUUUGUGUUAUAUAAAUAGCUGCUAGCAGACUAUUUGUCCCUUUCUUUUAAUCAAACAAUAAUUUCUGAAACAAAAAAGAAAGGAAGGAAAUUAGUGGCAGAAAUAAUCCUGCUUUUAUCUAUAUUCAUGUAAUUAAAAUAGACUUAUUUUUUUUUAACUUUGUAAUUAAACUCUCGUAAGGGAAUUUAUCACAUUUUAUUAUUUAAUAGCAUCUGUCUUUUUUUAAUCCAAGAGCAUAAACUAGCUUUUGUUUUGCAUACCCCUCCUCAUUUUCCAUGAGAAUUUACAAAAUAAUAAUAAUAAGAUACAUAGAUUUUUUGUGUUUUCCUCCUGUUUGGCUUGGAUUUUGUUUCCUACUUAUCUAAAAACUGGGCUUUUCUAUUGGAACAGAUUCAUAGUUCUAGUAUAUAGCACAUGUCUUUAAGAAAUGUCAACUUAGCUACAUUUGUGCAAUGUCUUUCCAAGUGUUUGUUGGUUAUAAUGCACUGAACUCUAAUUUUUGUUCUCAUAUUAAGAACUAUAUAGAAUGUACAAAAUUACUAAUUAGUUCCAGUGAACAUAUGAAUAAAUCUUUUGUGGCCAGUUAUGAAUGUAUAAGUUUGAUGAAUUUUAAUAUGGCUCUAAACAUCUAAUGUAGUACCAUUUGGAGUGAAAAGAUGACUAUCUCUAAAUUCAAAAUGCUUCUAUCAGUUUCCAAGAUGAUCUAUCAAAAUUAUCACAGCUGAGAAUUUAGCCUAGAAAGUUUAUUCUCUAAGCCACUGGAAGUGUGAUGCAUGCUUAAACAGUCACUCCACUGGACUAAAAAUCCUUCAGCCAAAAAAAAAUUUAAAUUUGGUCAUUUCAGUUAGUAAAAAAUAAUAUUUGAGAGAGGCUUUCUCUUUUGAAUUAGGUGCUUUGACAAUUGAUUUCUAAGGGGAUAUUAAUAUUGAUUUUUCCCUAAAAAAAAAAAAUGAUCUAAUAGAGAAAUUGUUAUUCUUCAGAUAUUUUUUAUCUAUGAGAAACUUAACUGUGUAAUAUUUUACACAGGUCAAGUAAAAUGGAAAAUGAGGUGUUGUAUGGUAAAAUCAGAAUAUGAUGGGGAGAAAAAGUAUUUAGACCAAUUAAGUGCUUUCUUCAAAAGUUUAUUUUUCUGAUUUAUCCAAAUAAUUGCCUCAAUUUUUCUCUUUAUUUUAUACAUAGCCUUAACUAUAUGCUUAUAUAAUCAGCUGGGCUGAAUGCGAAAUUUACUUUAUUAAAGGAACAACCAGACUUUUAUUAUUUUCUAAAGUAGAACAUGGCCUGUUCUCCCUGACAUAAUGAAAUGAUGCUUUCAACUUUAAAUCUGUAAAUGCACGUAAUAACGGGGAAAAUUUAGCCACAGUUCUUCCCCAUUCUGCUCAGCCCCUUCUUUAAUGAACUCUAUGUUAUUUAUAUAGUAAUAAAGAUAAUAUUCCAUAUAUUUAAUGUAUAAGAUAGAGAGGCACAAUAAAAAUAUAAGAAUUAUUUAUAAUUUUUUAAAAGCUAAUAACUAUUUGAGAGGAGCCGUGGUGGCACGUGGUUAAGCACUCAGCUGCCAACCAAAAGGUUGGUGGUUCAAACCCACCAGCCAGUCCUCAGGAGAAAGAUGUGGCAGUCUGCUUCCUUAAAGAUUUACAGCCUUGGAAGUCCUGUGUGGCAGUUCUACUCUGUCCUAUGGGUCAAUAUGAGUCAGAAUCAACUCCAGGACAGUGGGUUUGGGUUUUUUUUUUUUUUUUUUAGUAGUAACUAUUUGAAAGGAAACCUUAUACAAUUAGGGUAUUAUUUUUAGAUUCAGUAAACAUUUAUAGUAUAAUAAAAAUUAAACAUUUGAAUUUUGUAGGUUUUUUUUAUAUUGUGCACCUUUAAGUUCUAAGCAUCUUUGGCUAUCACUAUCAACUCAAGAACAUUCCAUUUGAAAUAUCAUAUAUGUAUUUUGUAGAACAAUUUCUAUAUAGUAUGAUUUGACACACAAUACUAAACAGACACGGCUUAAGCACUAUGCUUUUAAUUGAAAUUCCAGGCUUCCUUCUUAACAUGCUGCAGAUUCAAUAGCAGUAUAUUAUGCUUUAGAAAAAUAUAGUGAAGAUGAUCAUAUCCCUAUAGAGGCUUAACCAGCUAGCUGAUGAAAUCUCUGCUAGACUUAAGUGAAUAUAACAUUUUGGCUGCUUUUGAACACAGAGUUGAAUGUGAUGUCAGAUAGAUUUUAAAAAUUUAGUGUUAAUAUUUUUCUUCAGUAUAAACAUUCCUAAUGGGCAAAGGAUAUAAACAGGCACUUCACUAAAGAAGACAUUCAGGUAGCUAACAGAUACAUGAGGAAAUGCUCAAAAUCAUUAGCCACGAGAGAAAUGCAAAUCAAAACUACAGUGAGAUUCCAUCUCACUCCAACAAGGCUGGCAUUAAUCCAAAAAACACAAAAUACUAAAUGUUGGAGAGGUUGUGGAGAGACUGGAACACGUAUACAGUGCUGGUGGGAAUGUAAAAUGGUACAACCACUUUGGAAAUCGAUUUGGUGCUUCCUUAAAAAGCUAGAAAUAGAAUUACCAUACUAUCCAGCAAUCCCACUCCUUGGAAUAUAUCCUAGAGAAUUAAGAGCCUUUACACGAACAUGUACAUGCACACCCAUAUUCAUUGCAGCACUGUUUACAAUAACAAAAAGAUGGAAGCAACCAAGGUGCCCAUCAACGGAUGAAUGGAUAAAUAAAUUAUGGUAUAUUCAGACAAUGGAAUAUUACGCAUCGAUAAAGAACAAUGAUGAAUCCAUGAAACAUUUCAUAAUGUGGAGGAAUCUGGAAGGCAUUAUGCUGAGUGAAAUUAGUUGCAAAAUGACAAAUAUUGUAUAAGACCACUAUUAUAAGAACUGGAGAAAUAGUUUAAACAGAGAAGAAAAUAUUCUUUGAUGCUUACGAGACG